This is a messenger RNA of Caenorhabditis auriculariae, 2172 nucleotides long. The record is from the annotation of a GenBank genome assembly. Lineage: Eukaryota; Metazoa; Nematoda; Chromadorea; Rhabditida; Rhabditidae.
AUGGCACUCGGGGCCGUGCGAAAUCCGCGGAGCUCUCGUCCGUCGACUGUCUGUCAGCUGCGGACUUUUCUCACGACCCUCCCCAGAUCGCCCGAUUUCCCUACUGUAGGCUUCAAGAGUGCAAACAAAAUUUCCAUGAUGUUCUUUUUCAACAAAAUAUCAUGUUUUCAAAUAUGGAUUUGAUUUAGAGCUCAUUGAAGUCUUGGAAACGUGUGAGCAACUCGGUUUAUUAUAAACACCUGAUUUUAAUUUUUAAUAGAACUUAUUCAUCAAGAUGGAACUGUAGAGUUCAUAGUCUGCUCGAAGUUCCUAGCAUGCGUUGAGAAAAAGAACGAAAAUAAUUGCAUGAGAAGUUUUUAGAAGUGCAGAUGCAAUGCAGAAUUUGAUAUAACCCAGAAAAAAGUUCUUCAUCCAGAUACUUUUAUAAAAGUUUGGUGAAAAAAAUUUUUUUUUACUCUGAAAAAAUCGACGCAAUUUUUUUUGGACCAACUAUUUACACUGUCAAUUUUUUUCAAAAUCACAAACUUGGAUUUUUUGAAAAACUAAGAAGUCCUGCUGUCAAACACGUUUUUGACGGCUAGCCGGGUUAGAACGAAAAAUUUAUUCAAAGGCAUCUAAAUUUUUUGCACUUUCUCGUUGAUCGUCUUAAAAGAAAAUGCAGCCCUGUCUUCAGCCGCCGGUAAAUGAACUAUGAGCUAGCUUGGAAACAGAAAUUAUUCGCUAAAAAUUGAAUUUUGUGUCUAUUUACUGGAGGAAAUACGCAAAACGUCUUAAAAUUCGGUUGAACUCCUAAAAAGGAAUUCAAUUUUACCAUACGGUUUGCAAUCCACUGAAAAUUGGCCAGGAUACUAUUUUUGGGAUUUUGAGCCUUCAUUUUUCCAGAACUAGGAAGCUGUGCAGGUUGAGACUUCCAGGAUCUUUUUCUGGUACUUCAAGGAGUGUUCUGGCCAAUUUUCAAGUAAUCCCCAAACGCAAAGAAAAAAGAUCUCCUUUUUGAGAAAACGGUCUGUCAGCUGCUUUCUGAGGUGGACGCCAAGUUUUGGAAAGAAGCUGCCAGCCAGAUGGCAGAGACCCACGGUCGGCUGCCUUCCCACGCGACGCGUCAUCAGCUCUCCGAUUAAUUGCGUCGUCUCCAUAUUUGGCAGUGCACUUGUUGACUGUUAACUGCAGCCCGGGCCUCUCUCCUUAUUACAUGGGCCGAAAUUGAAUUCCGAAGUAAUCUUCAUGGUUCUUGGGCCUAUAAAGUUGCCGGAAACAUCUCAAUGAGACUACAUACUCUCUUACCGGAAAAAUUUCAAUGAGCGAAAAAAGAUCCGAAUAACUAAGAACCGUAAUUUAUACCUUUUGAACUUCGUUAUUUUGAACCAGAGCCUUGAAAAUGUUGCUGGAAACGUCUCAAUAAGGUUAUUCCAGGAAAACGUUCAGAAGAGGUCAGAAUAUCGGAGAGCCGUCUCUCAUAAAGGUUGAGAAACCAUGAAAGAUGAUUUUCCAAAAUUAAAUACAAACGAUGAAGCUAAGAAAGAUGAUCUCAACUCUAGCAAAAAACCAAAAAUUAUUAAAAAUUAUGAAAAAAAAAGUUCAAGUUCCUUCAAAAAAAACAUCAAGCUGGAAAAGUGUUAUAACGAAAACAUUUUCGACAAUUCCGAAGGUCCAAAAAAUUAUUGGUGGCUCCUCUUUAAAAAUUUAAUUUUGAAACCUCCGAUCAAGUCCGAAAAUUUGAUUCAUCGCUCACCAAAAAGCAAGGAGGUCCUCGAAAAGCUCAUUUAAUUGAAACUCUCGAAACUGAAGCAAUUGACCGAAGCGAUCCGUCACUACCGUCCUAUUGAGUCAUAUUCGAUGAGGGGAAAUCUCUUGUUUUGAUUGUAAUUGGCUCUUCGGAGGCAUCUAUCAUCGGACAAAGGAGAUCAUACAGGACAUUUCUGGUUGUUGCCUUUGUGUCCGCGCCGACAACGCAUCCAUCAGCCGUCGAAAACAUUUUUCGGGAAGGAAACCGCGGAAUGUCACGCGAUGCUCGUUUCGGCUCUAAACGGCCGUCUCCGCCGCGAGUCGUUCCCAGUCGGUCCGCCACGCAACACGCCGUCACAGCUGUUAUCGUCAGAACCGCCUAAUUGCGUGGAUACCGUUUCGAGCUCCCUUUUUAUGGGGACGGCGACAAAAGGCUUGAUUGAGUGA